This is a messenger RNA of Penicillium subrubescens, 1524 nucleotides long. RefSeq lists its product as uncharacterized. The transcript is spliced from 5 exons. The coding region runs from base 1 to 1524 and encodes 507 amino acids. NCBI's taxonomy places the organism in Eukaryota, Fungi, Ascomycota, Eurotiomycetes, Eurotiales, Aspergillaceae. The record is from RefSeq and is a predicted model, not a curated record.
AUGGCGACUUUACCGGUGACCUUCCCGGUCAACAGUGAGUUCGGCUCAAGAGAGCGAGUUGCGGACCAUCUCGCGCUCCUGCAAAAGUUCAAACGCAUUUUGGAAGAUGUAGAGCGCCCUGAUAGUAGGGACGUGGCUAUCAUAUUCUAUGCCCAUCUCCUCUCACCAUUCAAUUUCCAGAGCGACAUUAAAUCGAAUUUCCCAAACCUUUGGAAAGCAGAGAUCGAAUUUCCUCUUGCAAGGAUGCGCUCAAUUAAUACAGAUAAAGCUAGUGAACGUGUAUGGAUGAAGGAGUAUCCCGAUUUGUCUUAUCAGGCUGUCGAGUUUACUCCUGCUGGCGACCACGUAUAUAUCACUACUGAGAAUAUUAUGGACAUAUACAACUAUAAGUGCGGCUCGAAGCACUGUACGAAGAAGGGAGCACCGACCGAGCCUCACACACUGCUUGAACUCUCCCGCUUUGCGUUCGGGUUCCCUGUCUUCAACCUAUGGGACAGCCCUCAACGACAGUUUGGCAACCAAGGUUUUGUGGACCGCAUUCUGGCCUUGACCCAGGUCCAAGGCCUAAUGCCAGACCAUAUCUUCCGCUAUCUUAAGUUCCUGCAGCUCAUGAAAGAGAGUAAAUCCAUCCUUGUCCCGACGCUCGACAUCGAUCUCCUCUGGCACACCCACCAGCUCUCACCAGUCGCCUACGAUAGGUACUGCAAGACGCACGUGGGGCGACAGAUCAACCACGUCGAUACCAUCCGCACGACGAAGCGCUCCACGGGGCAGGACGACACGGCGCGUCUCUGGGCGAUGCGGUACGGCGAGUCCUACUUCGACCCGGAAAAUAAGGCUAAGACUAUCGAGAUCGAACGACGCAAGGCUAUAUAUAAGCAGAAGCAGGAGGACAUGGGAGCCAAGCUAGCCGCGUACGACUACAACCACCAAUAUCUAAAGAAAGAGCUCGACAAGGCAAGCGGCCGUUUCGCAACCAAGCAAGCCAGCAUACGCGACGCGCAUACGGCGGCGAGCGUGGUCGGCGCGGCGGUAGCGGGUGUGGAGACGGCCAAACAGUCCGUCAAGCCGGCACUGCGGCUGCUCGAACUGCGUUACUACCGGAAGUCGCAAAGGGAGCAGCUGCGGGAGCUAGAAGAUAAACGCCAGUCGCUAGCGGAGGAGUAUAUACACAAGUGGCGCGAGGUGGAGACCCUCGAACAUGAGGGCCGGGAUGUGUGGCGGGAGCAGGAGCUCCGCAACAAGGAAUGGGAGGAGGCACAGAAGGAGAGGCAGCUCCUAGAGCAGCGGCUCGCGCUCGAGGUGACCUUGGCGGCAGAGGCGAUCUGGCAGUUUAAUGUCGACGGCGGGGAUAGGCACGAUGAUCAGCCCCAGCAGCAGUGCCAGGAGGACCGGUAUGACGGGUCGUGGUGCUCGAUCGUGCCGUCAGAGGUGCAGCACUGUGUGUAUCCCAUUGUGGAUACGGCGGACGAUGGGAGGAACAUGCCGACGUGGGCGGAUACCUACAACCCAACGCCUCGCUAG